AUGAAGUUUACUAUUUCCACUCUCACGGCCUUGGCCCUUGGUGCCAUCCGCGCUGCCGCUGAGCCAACUGUCUAUUUCUGUGGUGACAGCACCAUGGCCAAGAACGGCGCCAACGAUGGAUCUACAGAUGGCUGGGGCAACUACAUUGGCCGAUACCUGACUGCCCCUGUUGUCAACAAGGCUAUCGGUGGCCGAUCUGCCCGCUCUUACUGGAACGAGGGCCGCUUCCAGGAGGUUGCCAACCUCGUCAAGUCUGGAGACAUUGUUGUCAUCGAGUUCGGCCACAACGAUGGUGGUUCUCCUGAGAAGAACGACAACAAGCGCUCUGACUGCCCCGGAGCCGGCAAGGAGACUUGCAUCUCGGACGUCACCGGCGAGACUGUCUACACCUUUGUCUUCUACGUCAGCCAGGCUGCCAAGCUCAUGACCGCCAAGGGUGCCACCGUCAUCCUCAGCUCCCAGACCCCCAACAACCAGUGGGAGACUGGCACCUUCAACUCUGCGGCCCCUCGCUUCGUGGGCUACCAGCAGACCGCCACCAAGGCCCUGGCCUCGUCGAGCGUCACCUACGUCGACCACUUCCAGGCCGUCACCAACAUGUACCAGAAGCUGGGCAAGGACGCCGUCAACGCCUUCUUCCCCAAGGACCACACCCAUACUAGCCCUGCCGCUGCCAAGGCCGUCGCCCAGGCUUUCGUGCAGGCUGUCUACGAGGAGCUGAACGGCAAGACCAGCCUGAAGCCCUAUGUCAAGACCCCCAUCACCAAGGUUUACUAG
Messenger RNA from Fusarium keratoplasticum, 777 nucleotides. RefSeq lists its product as uncharacterized. The record is from RefSeq and is a predicted model, not a curated record. Gene Ontology annotation, molecular function: hydrolase activity, acting on ester bonds. Bases 1 to 777 code for a protein of 258 amino acids. Lineage: Eukaryota; Fungi; Ascomycota; Sordariomycetes; Hypocreales; Nectriaceae. The transcript has a single exon.